Molecule: messenger RNA, 1477 nt
Organism: Mercurialis annua (annual mercury)
Lineage: Eukaryota; Viridiplantae; Streptophyta; Magnoliopsida; Malpighiales; Euphorbiaceae
Product: probable mannitol dehydrogenase
Exons: 5
Coding region: 213-1307 (364 amino acids)
Biological process (GO): lignin biosynthetic process
Molecular function (GO): zinc ion binding; cinnamyl-alcohol dehydrogenase activity
Source: RefSeq, a predicted model, not a curated record
UCUUCGAUUCGAUCAGCCAAUACGUAGACGAUCAAAAACAAAUCAUCACCCGCUACGUCAUCGUCACUGAAACCACAAACCAAGAAAAUCCCAAGCUCCCAUUAUCUCUCACUAUAAAUACAUACACAUCCACCACCUCAUCAAUCACCAAAUAUUAAACAAAAUAUUUAUUAUCUCUCUGAAGCAUUUUAACAAACACCUAGGAAGCAAAAAUGGCAGCCAAAUUAUUACCAGAAGAAGAGCAUCCUAGACCCGCUUUUGGAUGGGCUGCAAGAGACCCAUCUGGUGUUCUGUCUCCUUUCAAAUUUUCAAGAAGAGCGACAGGAGAAAAAGAUGUGUCGUUUAAGGUUCUGUAUUGUGGGAUGUGUCACUCUGAUCUUCACAUGGUCAAGAAUGAAUGGGGCGCUUCUGUUUACCCUCUUGUUCCUGGGCAUGAGAUUGUGGGAGUGGUGACAGAGGUAGGGAGCAAGGUAGAAAAUUUCAAAAUCGGAGACAAAGUGGGAGUCGGCUGUAUGGUGGGAUCAUGCCGAUCAUGCGAUAAUUGCAGCAACGAUCUUGAAAAUUACUGUUCGAAAAUGAUACUAACCUAUGCAGGCAAAUACCACGAUGGAACCAUCACUUACGGAGGCUAUUCAGACAUAAUGGUAGCUGAUGAGCACUUCAUUGUCCGUAUUCCGGAAAGUCUUCCGCUUGACGCAACCGCUCCGCUUUUAUGCGCUGGGAUCACAGUGUACAGUCCUUUGAAAUACUACGGACUAGAUAAAGCCGGUAUGCAUAUAGGUGUGGUUGGGCUCGGUGGACUAGGUCACAUGGCUGUCAAAUUUGCUAAAGCUAUGGGCGCUAAGGUGACUGUCAUUAGUACCUCUCCGAACAAGAAACAGGAGGCUACCGAACGUCUUGGUGCCGACUCGUUUAUAGUCAGCCGUGACCAAGAUGAGAUGCAGGGAGCAAUGGGGACAAUGGAUGGUAUCAUUGAUACAGUAUCAGCAAAACACCCUCUUAUGCCAUUAAUCAGUCUAUUGAAGACUAAUGGAAAAAUAAUUUUGGUUGGUGCACCGGAGAAGCCAUUAGAGCUACUGGCAUUUCCUUUGCUUGGGGGAAGGAAGAUGGUUGGUGGCAGCGGAAUUGGAGGAAUGAAGGAAACUCAAGAAAUGAUUGAUUUCGCAGCCAAACACGGCAUAACUUCAGAUGUUGAAGUUAUAUCAGCUGAUUAUGUGAACACUGCAAUGGAGAGAUUGCUUAAAGCUGAUGUUCGAUAUCGGUUUGUCAUCGAUGUUGCCAAUACUAUGAAGUCUCCUUCGCAAUGAUCUUCGCACAGUUUGGGUGUUUCAACUGUUUGCAAUAUGUUUUUAGUUACUAUAUAUUUAUGAGUGUUGAGAUGAUGUUAAAUUUGAAUUCCACUUUUGGUUUUUGAAAUAAAGUUAAGAAGGAUGUCCUGUUUGUGAGUGUUAUUGGUAUUGCAUUGAAUUUUCAGUGA